Oncorhynchus gorbuscha (pink salmon) is the source of this 4869-nucleotide messenger RNA. RefSeq names its product retinoic acid receptor alpha. NCBI's taxonomy places the organism in Eukaryota, Metazoa, Chordata, Actinopteri, Salmoniformes, Salmonidae. The coding region runs from base 1211 to 2596 and encodes 461 amino acids. Gene Ontology annotation, biological process: regulation of transcription by RNA polymerase II; retinoic acid receptor signaling pathway; cellular response to corticotropin-releasing hormone stimulus. The transcript is spliced from 11 exons. Gene Ontology annotation, molecular function: zinc ion binding; nuclear glucocorticoid receptor binding; RNA polymerase II cis-regulatory region sequence-specific DNA binding. The record is from RefSeq and is a predicted model, not a curated record. Gene Ontology annotation, cellular component: transcription regulator complex; nucleus.
GUUGGGUUUCCCGAAAAUGCACGUGACCGCAAUGGCUGCUGCUCUCUAAGCCUUGCAUCCAUUUGCGCGGCUCCGUGAACACCAGUUUCUUUGCAGAAAACUCGCAGAGCUCUUGUCAGACUCACACCGUCUGACGAAGCAGACCGUCCUAUACCGGGCCACUCCUCGUCUAAGGACUUCGGAAAAGAAGCACAGGACAAAACAUAAAAGGCUCGGUUCGGGACUUCCACCAACCAACACGUCGGUAGGAGGAGUCAACAGCAGACGAUGCCUCAGAGUGAGUGAUGCACUCCCGACAUCCCUCAUAACCGAGGUUGGCAUUUAGAGCUUUAAAUGUUACCCUCUGCUUUCUUCUCAUGCAUCACCGUUAUGAGCCCAUAAUACCAGCUGCUCCCCAUCCCACAUCAUAUUCCCAGGCCAAUGUUACCGCACCGCUCAGGCUUCAAAUGCCAACCAGAUGCCUAUGUCACUGCCAUGGCAGACCACUGCUUUUGGAGGUUAAUAGCAGCCUGACACAGCUGUUUCGGGGUUAGGGCUUCGCCACGGUGCAAGGAGGAAGGUUGCCAGUCCGCUACAGGUGCGUUGCCGAGACUGAAAGUGAGUCCACCGCGGCGAUUAGGGGCUGACCUGGGGCAAACCGGGCUACGGUGAGAACUAAAACCAGACGUCAUCAUAACGAUCCUCCUCCUCCACUCCGUCAUGUUGUUGUAUGAGCUCUGCUGAGUCACUGGAGAGAGAGAGAGAGAGAGAAGCUGUUAUCAUCCAAUCAUCCCAAGGCCUGAGAAGUCUAUCCAAUCCCAAGGGGUCUGGAGUCCAUUGGUGCCAGAUGAUUCUGCCUAGCGACCUCCCUUAGUAUUUAUGUAAUUGGGUGUUUCAAUCAUGGUAUAAAGCUUAGUGGCCUAGUCUACCUCUAUCUAUCUCAGUGGGACGCUCUUCACAACAAGGCAGAGGACCAGCCUUUUGGAAGAGUAUAGCCUAUAAGUUUCUCUGAAGUGUCCACCUGGAACAUCAGCAUAACCGAGCAGCUCCAUUUCACACACCUACCCAAAUCCCUGUUGUUGUCCACCAUCACACACCACCACCCACCUCUUCUUAAUUCAUUGGAUUACGUCGUCACCGGCGGUUGAGGUUGGGGGGGAUGUAGACCGACAUCGCCACGGAUACCUACAGGAGACUCUUUGGACUCGGCUCAAGAUCCGCCGAGCAGAACAUGGCGGGCAAGGGUAACCCCCGCCACCCCCCGGGGGGGCCAGGGAGUGCGGGGGGCCCCACUGUCUCUUUGGGGGGAUUCCCCAUGCCUCACUACUCCUACUUCUUCCCCCACAUGCUGGGGGGGCUGUCCCCUCCCACCCUCUCCGGACUGCCCGUCAACGGAUACAGCACCCCGUCGCCAGCCACCAUAGAGACCCAGAGCACCAGCUCGGAGGAGAUAGUCCCCAGUCCUCCCUCGCCGCCUCCUCCCCCGCGAAUCUACAAACCCUGCUUCGUUUGUGCGGACAAGUCCUCAGGAUACCACUACGGAGUCAGCGCCUGCGAGGGCUGCAAGGGUUUCUUCCGGCGAAGCAUCCAGAAGAACAUGGUGUACACCUGUCACCGAGAGAAAGGCUGCAUCAUCAACAAGGUCACCCGCAACCGCUGCCAGUACUGCCGCCUGCAGAAGUGUUUAGAAGUGGGCAUGUCCAAGGAGUCGGUGAGGAACGACAGGAACAAGAAGAAGAAGGAGGAGAAGAAGCCAGAGUGCACGGAGAUCUACGUGCUGAGUACCGAGACGGAGCAGAUGAUCGAACGCGUUCGCAAGGCCCAUAAGGAGACUUUCCCCUCGCUCUGUCAGCUGGGCAAAUACACCACGAAUAACAGUGCAGAGCACCGCGUGGCUCUAGACGUAAACCUGUGGGAUAAGUUCAGUGAGCUGUCCACUAAGUGUAUCAUCAAGACGGUGGAGUUUGCCAAACAUCUGCCAGGCUUCACCACCCUCACGAUCGCUGACCAGAUCACCCUGCUCAAGGCUGCCUGUCUGGACAUACUGAUUCUGAGGAUCUGCACGCGCUACACUCCAGACCAGGACACCAUGACCUUCUCAGACGGGCUGACCCUGAACAGGACCCAGAUGCACAACGCAGGCUUCGGCCCGCUCACAGACUUGGUGUUCGCCUUCGCCCAGACACUCCUCCCUCUGGAGAUGGACGACGCCGAGACCGGCCUGCUCAGCGGCAUCUGUCUGCUGUGUGGAGACCGUCAGGAUCUGGAGCAGGCAGACAAGGUGGACUUGCUACAGGAGCCCCUACUGGAGGCUCUGAAGAUCUACGUGAGGAAGAGGAGGCCUCACAAACCGCACAUGUUUCCCAAGAUGCUGAUGAAGAUCACGGACCUCAGGAGCAUCAGCGCCAAGGGAGCGGAGCGAGUGAUCACUCUGAAGAUGGAGAUCCCAGGCUCCAUGCCCCCUCUCAUCCAGGAGAUGCUGGAGAACUCAGAGGGUCUGGAGGGGCAGGGGGCCAGCGGGGGCCGCUCCAGCGGAGGAGGGGCCCCACCAGGCAGCUGCAGCCCCAGCCUGUCCCCCAGUUCAGCUCGCAGCAGCCCCCCUGCACCCUCCCCUUAGACGGGGGUCCACCACCACCCCCCAGACAGGGACAGCCAGAAGGCGUGACUACAGACUCCCACACUGUGACAAACCAGGCCAGAGUGGAGUGGGGUUAGGAAGAGGGCCAAGCCUGGGCCCAACCAAGAUGGACUUUGACACUUUGGGGGCAAACGUAGGCCUCGAUGGACAGCCGUACCCCCACUCCCCCUAUCUCAGACCCAGACCGGGCACCGAAACGGGGCCGGAACCGACCCCAUCAUACUUGACUGAACAAUACGGGGGGCGGGCGGGUGGGCAUCUCACUUUGAUGGCACUAUCCCCAUCACCCCCCCACCACAACUAUAGACAUGCCUCAGAACCAACACCAGGGAACGGCUGCCCCGCCGCGCAAGGAGUUUAAUCUGAGGUGUUCUGUUUACUCUCCUCAGUGACGACUCUGUGUUCCUCCUCUCUCCCCCUUAAGACAUUGGAGAGGAAUUCGGGCUCGGUGCCCGUCAGACCUGGGGUGAAGGGGUCGACAAGACACACGUCUUUCUGCAGGGAACUAGACAGACAGACGGACAGCUUGACAUUGGGCACGAGUCAUCCCUAAAUGUUGUCAGGGACAGCAAACGGGGGGGGGCCCGAAGGGGGGUGCCUGCCUCACCUUCUCCUAUACAAGAGACUGAUUUUUUUUUUCUUACAAAAGAUAUAUGGAAAUAUAAAUAUAUAUAUUGAAAAAGUAAUGAUUGCAAUUUGAAUUAUCCUCGGUGGAAUGAUGCAUAAAAGAGGAGUUGCUAUCUUUUUUUCCCAAAUGUUUUCCCUCACUGUUCUUUCGAACUUGUGAUCCUCCGCCCCACCUCCCCAGACCUAGUGUUUUGUUCUCUCCGUUUCACCCAGGAACAUCGGCACACUAAGUAGUCACAGUGGAAAUGUGUUUUUUUUUUCUCUCCUCUAUCAAAUCAAUAGAUAAGUAGAACAAAAAUGAUUUUCAGAUGCAAUUCACUUUAUGCACUAGACCUCUUGCACUGUCAUGUUCACAGGUUGGAUCAAAUUGAUACACAAAACACAAAUUGGACCAGGUUGGGUUGGCAUCUCUCUGUUCUGUUCUGUUCCGUUUACAGUAUUUAGUUUUUUUUUCGUGGGUGGAAAAGAAAAGAAAACAUAGUGGCUCUAAUGAUCCAGAGUCAAGUCGUUGUGGAGUUAUGAAGAUGCUCUGUGAGAUAAUAGCAGCCGCGACAAAAUGUACAUCAGAUGUGUUCCUUCUUUUUAAAAGUACACGGAGUCUAGACCUUUUUUUGACAUUGUCAAAGCCUUUUAUGUUCAGCUUUUUUGUUCUCGUUUUGGUUUCUGCAGUGAAGGCAUUGAUCACUAAAUCGACUGUUUAGACCACCUAAGGAAGGGGCUGACUUCUAGGACCACUACAGCCGUUGACAACCAGUAAAGAGUUACAUUUCGACUUCACCUGAAAUAAAAUGGAAAGAUUUACGACAAUUUGUUGACCGACAACUCCGGGAUCCCCUUCUCCCCCUCUUUUCCCAAGGUGGUCCCUCCCUCAUUCCACGUCUGGAUAGUGUAUGUGUUUACCCCCCCUAACACCACUGCCUCUGUGCACGUUCUCAAUAUCUAUGCCCCCCCCGUCAGUCCCAAAAUGUCCCACGUUACCAGUAUGCUCACAACACCACUGCCUACAUGUUCCCCAUCUCUCUCUAGCCCCCCCCCACCACCACCACCACACAACACAACAGCACUGCCUCUCUAAGUCUGUUUCACAGUAUCAGCACCUCUCUCUCUUUAUCUAUCAUGACAACGCAACUGCCUCUGUUUUACACACUAUCAGUAUUUAUCUGCCUGUCAUCCCGGACUCUUGUGACACAUCCGAGUACCUAGCUGUUCCCUAGCCUGGCCUUGAAUCAGUUUGUGCUGUCUCGCCAAUGCAUGACAACGAAACAGGAGUGGGCAAGACCGCACAAACUGUUCUGGUAUCAGGCGAGCUAUUCGCCCCGCUCUCUAACCGCUGUUUACACACUAGUGUGACUUACACCCACCCAUCUCCUUUCCCCCCCACGACGCCACUGCCUCUGCUGUUCAGUAGCAGUGGACCUGUCCUUCACAACGGAUCGAACGGGGCCAACCUCACUGCAGCCAGAAUGACAACGCACAACUGCCCCCCCCCCCCCCCCCCCCACUCUCACUUGUAAUACAAUCGGAUGCACAACCAGCAUUUGCGGAUUAAAUAAAUAAAUAACUGUUUUGAUUAUGCCAGAUCAUUGGACGAAGAGAAUAAUGUUUAAUAAAGAACCAUGUCUGUG